Messenger RNA from Parnassius apollo (apollo), 4047 nucleotides. The record is from the annotation of a GenBank genome assembly. NCBI's taxonomy places the organism in Eukaryota, Metazoa, Arthropoda, Insecta, Lepidoptera, Papilionidae.
UUGAACGGAAGCAAAAUAAUAAUUGGAAAAUUUAAACAUUUUAAAGAAAUAAUGGCUGAUGAUAUUGACAUUGAAGAGCAUGAUUUAAUGGAUAAUCCUGUAAUAAGAAACAUUUUUCCGGAUUUGUCUAUAUUGAAAAAGGAAGUUUUGGACGAGUAUAAUGACAUAUCAACAAUAGAAGAAACCUUAAAUAAAGAAGAGGAAAGUCUGAACUCUAAUUCAGAAAAUGAUAUUAAUUUUAUAUCUGUUCCAAAAGUAAAUGGAGAAUGGUCUGACCGAGAUAUGAUGUUAAGAUUUGGAAAAAAGAGAAAAGUAACUAAUGACAAAGUACCAGAUGUGGAUGAAUCAAGCACUGUGGCAAUUCAUAAAAAUAAGAUAAUAUUAGGAUCAAAGCCUAGUAGGGAACUCAUACAAACGAAUGUAGGAUGUAAUAGUGAUCCCAAAUUAAAUACUGCAACCGUUCUUUUGAAUAAUCUUAGACCUUUUUUAGAUAAUUGUAAUAAGUAUUGUGAAAUUUGUUUUAUUCUUUUUCCAAACAGUAAAGCUUUGGAUAGUCACAAGAAAUGUUUACAUUGUAGCUUAAGUACUGAAAAAAUUUCUACUGAUAUUCCUAAAAUGGAUCCAGAAAAACAAUCUGAAAAUAUAUGUUUGAAUAAACCUAAAUGUAAUAUAUGCCUUAAAACUUUUGCAUCUCGAUCAAGUCUAUAUAAACAUAAAAGAAAUAUUCAUUUUAUUCACGUUAAAAUACGAAGAGUUAAUAAAACGAAAAAUGUUGCAGUAAAAAUUGCUAGUGGUUAUAAGAACGAAAAAAUUUCCUUGAGUUCCAAUAAUUCUUGUUUCCAUUGUAAUAAAUUAUUUCCAAAUAUGCAAUCCCUUAUUGAGCAUUUAUAUGACACGCUUGAAACAAAACAGGACAAGAAGCAUUCAAAAUCCAAAAAGAACCUAGGAAUACAUAAAUCUCAUGUAAAGGAUAUUUUUUCCAAUUCAAAACUUCGUCAACAGAAAUUUGAAGCUGAGAAGGUUAGAAGAAAGAAAAUCUCUAGUAACAACCUUAAUAGUUAUGUUUACAGGUGUCCACUUUGUUCACAUUAUUUUAAUAAUGUAAAAUUUAGUUCAACACAUUUACUUAAAAAACAUAAAUUUACGAAAAAGACUCCAUUGAAAAAAGUUCUGUAUGAUCCAAAAUGCAAAUUUUGUUCAUCUGAAUUUGAGAGUGUUGUGUCUUACAAUAGGCAUUUACGUAAAGUACAUAAAAAUCUACUGACACGUGUAAUCAAAACCAAGUCUUCAAAUAAACCUUCAAAAGCAAGUGGUGUAAACAAAAUCAAUGGAAUGAAAAAUAAAAUAUCAUCUUCCAAAGGUGACGCAAUAUUGGAAGAAAUUCCUAAUGUAAGCCAAACUUCCACUAUAAACACAAACGAGUCUGCCUUAGGUGGAAUUUUAAAAUCCGUCUUGUUUAAGUGUAAUAAAUGUGAUAUUCAUUUUCUACAAUCACAAAUUGCAGUUAAUCAUUCUAAGCAUAUGGAAUUUUUGAUCAAUUGGAAAUGUUCCCUGUGUAACAGGAUUUUCAAGAAAAAUGAUGAAUUAUCUCAUAGACAACAACAUUUGGUCACAAAUAAUUUUACUGUAUAUGGCUUAUGUGAGUCUACACAAUCUUUAAUUUUAUACAAAUGCCUAAAAUGCACUGUGCACUUUGAUGAAAAUAUGUUUAUUCAACAUUUUCCAAUCUGUGAGACUACUGUUCCUAAUCACAUACAGUGUAAAUUUUGUGAUAUUUUAAUUGACUGUAGUCUUAAAAUUGAACAUGAUAAUGAACAUAGAAGCAAAUCUAUAAAUUAUAAGGAUUUUAAUGUUGUUCGAACAGAAGUCAUACAAAGUAAUAUCAUUGAUGAGAAUCUGUAUAAUAAUAAUAAGAGGCAAUUAAAAUCAAGAGUGACAGUGGAUUCUAAUUCUUAUGAAUCACAAAUAAAAAAUAAUAAUUUGGACUGCCUUUUUACGGUAUACUACUGUAAUACUUGCAAAUGUUUUGUUAAUGAUAGUACACUAUUAAUACAUAAAAAAUCUCAUUGCUCUCAUGUUGUACCAGCAACUUGUAAACUUUGUGGACUUAUAAUAACACAGACAAGUAUUUCUUCACAUGGAAGGCUGCAUCAGAGAAAAAAGAAUUUAACUUUACAAGAUUUCAAGUUUUAUGACCUGAAGAGUAGGAAGCGUAUAGCUCCUCCGAUACCCGAAUUUCCACAUUGCAGUAUUUGUGGUAUAUAUUUUGCUAAUCAAAUAGCUAAAAUAAGACAUGAAUGUGGUGUUGAUGAUUAUGUUACAUGCUCUGAUUGUGAGAUGAACUUUUCUGAGUUAGGGUACAAAUUGCACAUGAAUUAUCACAACUACCGAUUACAAUAUCAUAAUAUUAAUUCAAAACAUCUAUCACAAUCCAAAAGCGGGUCUAAAACCAAAGCUAAAAAUAUAGGUGAUAUAAAAUCAAAUUUAACCCGAAAAAUGCCAAGUUCCGAUCUAAAAGAAAUUGAGAGGUUUAUUAUUUAUACUUGUAAAAACUGCCAUAUUUCUGUAGAUGCUUACGAUUUGGUAGUAGAACAUUGUCAAAGGCACUAUAAUCCCUUAAAAAUACAAUCAUCUACGAAAAUAUGUAAACUAUGUGAUCUAAUAUUUGAUGUUGGGUGUUAUGAAGACCACGAAAAACUGCAUCUAUGUAACUUUAACAAAAAAGAUUUUAAAAUAAUUAAAUUUGACAUAUUUUAUUUUACAACCGAUUAUGAUGCGUGGAUGAAAAGAGUGUUUGAUUCUUUACCCCAGGAACAGAUGCAAAAUAUUAUUAACAAAUCAAUAUACAAAUAUGAGAAUAAAAUAAAAAUGAAAGUUAUUCAAGAAGCUUCUCCGGAAUUAACGGUUUAUAAGUGCGAUCAGUGCCGUUGUUUCAUCGACCCAUACUCGUUGUACAAACAUCUUGGAAAUAAUUGCUUAUCUCUUCGAAAACAUACUUGUAGAACUUGUGGAAUACCUUUUAUUUCAGCUACAUCUAAAGUGCAACAUGAGGCUAUACAUAAACGACCAUUCAAGGGGUUGAAAUCGUAUAGAAUAGUACUCUUUAACAGGGACGAGGACAAAAUGUUUAAUGAUGGUCUUAGUUCAGGAAAUUGGUUUACUUUAUACACAUGUAGAAACUGUGAAGGUGUUGUGGGCAAAACUGAAUAUAAACAUCACAUAUGUAAUAAAAACGACUUAAAAAAAUGCUCUUACUGCGGGUUACUACUAUAUAGUAAAGAGUAUAAUGCGCACAUUUCUAAACAUAAAGAAUUUGAAAGCUUUAACGCAAAGAAUAUAAAAGUAAUUUUGAUUGGCAGGAAAAUAGAAAACGAAGACUGCAAAAACUUAAAAGAUGAAAAUUUAGUGUCAUCGUUUAAUGGAAAAGUAUAUGAUUAUUCACUUUAUAAAUGCACAAAGUGCGAAAUAUGCAUGAGAUACGCCCGGGAUACUAUAAAGCACGAUUGUUCUUUUGGAAUUCCUAAAUCAAAAUGUUCUUACUGUGGGUUUUAUUUCGAAGCUAGAAAAUUAAAGCAUCAUUAUAUAUUACACGAAACAGAUUGUAAUUUUAUAACUGAGAAUAUAACCAUAAAUGAUUUUGAUAAUACUAAAUCUCAGAAAGGAAGCUUUGAUAUGGCAAUAACAUCUAAAUUAAAUAAGACUGAUAAAGACGAAAUAACUUGUAAUCCAUUUAAACGAGUUAAGGUUUUACCUUCUUCGCCCGCUAAUUUACAUAACAACAAAGAAUUAAAAGACUCUCCAAUAAUAGAAAAAACGGCAAAAUUAUAUAAAUGCUCCUGUGGUCUCCAUUUCUUGGAUAAUUCUGUUAAGGCACAUCUUAAUGUAUGUAGUGCAAAAAAUAGAAUUUCACGACAACAAUGCUCAAAAUGUGGUCUUACUUUUAGUCCUAAUGUGUUGUUUACUCAUAUGCUUUCCCAUCACGGAAAUAAGGCUGUAGUCUAUAAAUUUGAUAUAAUUGAUGUAUUGAAAGACGAAGAUAAACCGUAA